Nematocida major is the source of this 1218-nucleotide messenger RNA. RefSeq names its product abhydrolase domain-containing protein 1/3. Gene Ontology annotation, molecular function: short-chain carboxylesterase activity; monoacylglycerol lipase activity. Lineage: Eukaryota; Fungi; Microsporidia. The coding region runs from base 1 to 1218 and encodes 405 amino acids. The record is from RefSeq and is a predicted model, not a curated record. The transcript has a single exon.
AUGCUGCGAAGCGUGUUUGUGGAGCUAGAAAAAGGGCGAAGAAACAUCAUAAGCUACAGGCCAAAUGCGCACAGUUUCUUUUCUUUUGCCUCUACGCUGACUUUCUUCUCGGUGAUUCUUGGGAUAAAGUGGGUUAUUUUAAUAUACGCUCUCUACUACAUGACCGCCUGCAAGAAGAUUACGCUGUACUACCAGCCCACGCCUGGGAAUGUGCAAAUAGUUUCAAAGCUGAAGGGUUUGGAGCGAGUCUUUUAUCCGCACAUUCUGUGGAUGCUUCCCCAGAUACAGACAGUCGCAUACUUUGUGAGGACUCCCCUGCCCCACAAGCACACGCAAGUUGUGAUACCUCAGGACGACGGAGGGGCUUUUGACAUCAACGUGUACGAACCUGAAAAGAUGGCAAAUCACACGGUUAUCACGCUUCACGGGCUGGGAGGAUCCUCCAACUCCAAGAAUGUGCGGAUACUUGCCUCGCACCUUCUGAAGGAGGGUCACCGCGUGGUCUGCCUGAGUGCUCGGGGGACUACGUGCAAGCUGAAAACUCCCGUCUUCUUCCACAUCGGAUGGACGAAAGACCUUGUUUCCACGUUCAAGCACGUUCUAAAGACGUAUCCCGGGAGUGUCUCUGGGAUUGGCUUUAGCCUGGGGGGGCACUGGCUGACGAAAACAUUCGGGGAGAUGGAGACGCACUUCUCGGAGGAGGAGAUCUCCCGAAUAAAGGGCGGAAUGGCAAUAUCAAUUCCGUUUGACUUUGUGAAAAUAUCCGAGUAUAUGAAAAAGCCUAUCCCGAAGAGGCUGUACAACAGAGAAUUUGCACGGAAAAUUCACCGGUUUAUCCGCAGGAAUAGGGAGGUGUACGAGAGCAACGGGUACCCUGUGGAUGAAUUGCUGCGCCUAAAUACGAUGCACGACCUGGAUAUGGCACUUACUUCCCGGGUCUUUAACAUUGCAGACCUGGAGGAGUACUAUUAUAGAGAGUCCUGUGUGCGUGUUAUUGGGAAUAUACGGAAGCCCUUCCUCAUACUGAACUCACGGGAUGAUCCGAUUGUUCCAGAGUAUACGAUUCCGAUAAAAGAGUGUGUGCAAAGCAACCACGUAAUACUCGCUCUAACGGAAAGAGGGGGGCAUAUGGGCUUCCUAGGGUACUCCAACAAGAUAAGCUAUGCGGAGGAGGCUGCAAUUGAGUUUGUGUCCGUCCUGAGCGAACUUUCCGAGUAG